ACAAUAGAGGGAAAACACUGUGGGGUCCUGCCUGCCUGCUGUAACGUCUUCUUCUGCACCAUUCAUCGCGCGCGCUUCUCCAGUUCAACACCAACCGAAGAACUAGCACCUGCUGCUCUGCAGGAGUAAUUCGAGUGCCGUGUGCGGGCUUUAUUUCAGUGCCCGAAAUGGACCGCUGCAGGCUCAUUUUCAGCCUCUUUCUCAUGAUGUACAGUUCCUGCUCGGGCCACGUCCUCGGUGACGAAUGCAACAGCGAUUGGGAAUGCAAAGAGCACAUUUCCGGAUCGAUAUGUCACCGAGGGAGGUGUCUUUGUCAGCCCUUCUUCGCCAGACUCAACCAAACGGCCUGCGUCCAAUCAACUUUGCUUGGAUAUGACUGCGUGGUCCCUGAACAGUGCUCCCUCAAGGUCGCCAAUAGCAGUUGCUUGGACGGGACGUGCCGUUGCGUCGACGGAUUCCUGCAGUUCCGGAAGCACACUUGUCUAGGACCUGCCCGUCCCGGAAACGUCUGCUACAGCAACGCCCACUGCCGCCUCUGGACCGCCGACAGCCACUGCGACUUCCUCAUCCCCAACUUAUUCGGUCGCUGCCAAUGCAACUCUCCCUUCCGCCAAGUUGGCGACUCCUGCGUCCGAUCCGCAUUCCAGACCAAACCUCCAACCACAACCACGACCGAAUCCAUCGAUUUCAACCUCAUCGGCAAAAACGAACCGCCAACAACCAUCAAAACCACCACGAAGACCACCACCACGCCCAAACCAACAACAACCGUGCCGCCGGCCACCACCGGGAUACGCACCCGCGUGGACGACGCCGCCGAAGCCGUCAGCUUGGGGCUUCCGUGCGUGACGGACCUCCAAUGCCGCGCCGCCGACCCCUCCUCCAGGUGCCUGGACGGGGUGUGUGACUGCGCCGUGCGCAGCAACACCACGGGCUGCUCCGCCAGGACCCGGGGCUGCCCUCCCGGGACGUUCCAGUGUCGGAGCACCGGGACCUGCAUCUCGUGGUUUUUUGUCUGUGACGGACGCAAAGACUGUCCGGACGGCUCCGACGAGAUGUGUCGGGGGCCCCAGUGCCCCCAGGAGGCCUUCAAAUGCAAGACCAAGUGCAUAUCGCGCGCCGGACGCUGUGAUGGGGUUAAAGACUGUCCGGACGGCGAAGACGAGGAGGAUUGCCAGGCCACCAGGAAGCGACGCUGUCCUCCUCACACGUUCCAAUGCGGCGAUGGCAAGUGUCUCCCGGAGUACGAGUUUUGCAACGCUAUAAUUGGGUGUAGUGACGGCAGCGACGAACCGGCGCACAUCUGCAGAGGACGGGCACGGAGACGGCUCUCGGAGUAUUGUCCUCUGCGAUGCGGAAACGGAAGGUGCAGGUCGAGUGCCAUCGCAUGUUCAGGGAGAGACGGCUGUGGAGAUGGCACAGAUGAGAGGAACUGUGCCGUUUGUAGGUGUCCCAUCGUGCAAGGGAGGAACUUAUAGUUACAACACGUCCAGCAACACUCUCUGUAAAAUGCCAAAAACUUUGUAUAUUAUCUCAACCAGCGACUUGUAGUGUAGACUAGUGGUAGAUUCUAUCAGUUAUAACAAAAGUAUUAUUUAUGUAAUUUAAGUUAACGCUCAAAAUAUAUCUGUUAGAAAUAAAUAUUUAUUUACUUGUAACAGUUAAGUAUAAUAAAAUUUUGACAAAACCAAAGUGUAAUACAAUUAUGCUUUAAUAAAGUGAAAUUCCUCUA
Molecule: messenger RNA, 1732 nt
Organism: Tribolium castaneum (red flour beetle)
Lineage: Eukaryota; Metazoa; Arthropoda; Insecta; Coleoptera; Tenebrionidae
Gene: ImpE1
Product: Ecdysone-inducible gene E1
Exons: 7
Coding region: 168-1478 (436 amino acids)
Molecular function (GO): protein binding
Source: RefSeq, a predicted model, not a curated record